ACCAGAUCAACCGACCAGGUUUGGGUGGCACUGAUGGUGCUCAUGGCAGCGAGCAUGGCAUUCGGUGCCCUCUACGACCACCUGGCGCUCAGAUGGUCGUUGCCCGACGCCAUGAAUCGCCAUGAGGGGGCCGUCGGGUCUCGGACCUAUUACUUCCGCCCAGACUGGAUCCUCAAAGUGCUGCUUCUCGAAUCCAUCGACCUGGUGCCAACGUCCAUCACAGGCCGGGUGUUGCUGGGCACGUGGAUGGUGGUCUCCCUCAUCCUCACCUCGGCCUACCAGGGUAUCCUGACUUCCCUCCUGGCGGUGCCGAUGGUGGAGGUGCCCGUGGAUUCCUUGCAGGACCUCUUAGACUACGGCAAAAUCCCUUGGUCGGUGGAGCAUGGCACCUCGAUCCACCAACUCCUCGAUGAAGAAAAUUCGGAAGUCUACAAGAUGAUCAACAGCAAAGUUUUCUACAUAAAAAGCUCCUUUGACGAGAAAGACCGCAUGAAGGAAAAACGCUUCGCUAUUCUCUGCGAUUUUUUCUCGAUGAAAAUGAUCAUGAGCGACGACUACGGGCAGACGGGCGAGUGCAACUACUACAUCGCCAAGGAGGCCAUCUGGUCCGCCUCGAUGGCCUUCGCCUUCCCCAAGGGCAGCAACCUCACCUCGCACUUUAACAAAUGGAUAAUGGCGAUGAAGGAGUCUGGUCUGGUAAAUCGGCGCCUUUGGGCGGCAGCCAGGAACGCGACUGCCUGCUUGGUGCCCCCGGGACAGGAGGCGGGCUCGAAAACUUCCAGCGUUCUCUCCGUCCUCGAUCUCGGCGGGGUGUUCCUCGUAGGGGUAGGAGGAAUGGCCUCGAGUAUAUUCUUGUUCCUGAUGGAGAAGCUCGUGAACUGCCAGCGUAUCCGAUCACGUCCCCCCUGA
Molecule: messenger RNA, 909 nt
Organism: Penaeus chinensis
Lineage: Eukaryota; Metazoa; Arthropoda; Malacostraca; Decapoda; Penaeidae
Product: glutamate receptor 1-like
Exons: 6
Coding region: 34-909 (291 amino acids)
Cellular component (GO): membrane
Molecular function (GO): ligand-gated monoatomic ion channel activity
Source: RefSeq, a predicted model, not a curated record